Messenger RNA from Lepus europaeus (European hare), 2805 nucleotides. RefSeq names its product phosphodiesterase 11A (gene PDE11A). The transcript has 20 exons. The coding region runs from base 1 to 2805 and encodes 934 amino acids. The record is from RefSeq and is a predicted model, not a curated record. Lineage: Eukaryota; Metazoa; Chordata; Mammalia; Lagomorpha; Leporidae. Gene Ontology annotation, molecular function: protein binding; 3',5'-cyclic-nucleotide phosphodiesterase activity. Gene Ontology annotation, biological process: signal transduction.
AUGACAGCGGCCCACCUGGACUUUGGGGAGGUGGAAACUUUCCUGGACAGGCACCCAGAGUUGUUUGAAGAUUACUUGAUGCGGAAGGGGAAGCAGGAGAUGGUGGAGAAGUGGCUGCAGAGGCACAGUCAGUGUCAGGAGGCAUUAGGCCCAAGGCCGCCUCCAGCCGGCACCAGCAGCACAGUUCACGGCGGUGGCAGGGGUGGCAGCGGUGUUGGUGGUGGCCCUGGACCCUGUGGCUCUGCCAGCAGCCAGCCCACUUCUGGUGGUGGGGAUGGUGGUGGGGUUCCCCUGAGUCCGAGCUGGGCUAGCGGCAGCCGAGUCGAUGGGAGCCUGCAGCGGAGAGCUUCUCAGAAAGAGCUAAGGAAGAGUUUUGCCCGUUCCAAGGCCAUCCAUGUGAACAGGACCUACGAUGAGCAGGUGACCUCCCGGGCCCAGGAACCCCUGAGCAGUGUCCGGCGGAGGGCACUACUCCGGAAGGCCAGCUCUCUGCCUCCCACUACAGCCCACAUUCUCAGUGCCCUGCUGGAAUCAAGGGUGAAUCUGCCUCAGUACCCCCCAACAGCCAUCGACUACAAGUGCCAUCUCAAAAAGCAUAAUGAGCGUCAGUUCUUCCUGGAACUGGUCAAGGACAUCUCCAAUGACCUUGACCUUACCAGCCUAAGCUACAAGAUCCUCAUCUUUGUCUGCCUCAUGGUGGACGCGGACCGUUGCUCUCUCUUCCUGGUGGAAGGGGCAGCUGCUGGCAAGAAGAGCCUAGUCUCCAAAUUCUUUGAUGUGCAUGCAGGAACUCCAUUGCUGCCCUGCAGCAGCACAGAGAACUCAAAUGAGGUGCAGGUCCCCUGGGGCAAAGGCAUCAUUGGCUAUGUCGGGGAGCAUGGAGAAACGGUCAACAUUCCUGAUGCCUACCAGGAUCGGCGAUUCAAUGAUGAAAUUGAUAAGCUAACUGGAUACAAGACAAAAUCAUUACUGUGCAUGCCCAUACGAAGCAGUGAUGGUGAAAUUAUUGGCGUGGCCCAGGCAAUAAAUAAGAUUCCUGAAGGUGCUCCAUUUACUGAAGAUGAUGAAAAAGUGAUGCAGAUGUAUCUCCCGUUCUGUGGAAUCGCCAUAUCCAAUGCGCAGCUCUUUGCUGCCUCAAGGAAAGAAUAUGAAAGAAGCAGGGCUUUGCUGGAGGUGGUCAAUGACCUCUUUGAAGAACAGACUGACCUGGAGAAGAUUGUCAAGAAAAUAAUGCAUCGGGCCCAGACUCUGUUGAAAUGUGAGCGCUGUUCUGUUUUACUCCUGGAGGACAUUGACUCACCGGUGGUGAAGUUUACGAAAUCCUUUGAAUUGUUGUCCCCAAAGUGCAGCGCCGAUGCUGAGAACAGUUUCAAAGAAAGCCUGGAGAAAUCAUCAUACUCUGACUGGCUCAUAAAUAACAGCGUUGCUGAGCUGGUUGCUUCAACAGGCCUUCCAGUGAACAUCAGCGAUGCCUACCAGGAUCCACGCUUUGAUGCUGAGGCUGACCAGAUAUCUGGUUUUCACAUAAGAUCUGUUCUCUGUGUCCCUAUUUGGAAUAGCAAUCACCAAAUAAUUGGGGUGGCUCAAGUGUUGAAUAGACUUGAUGGGAAACCUUUUGAUGAUGCAGAUCAACGACUUUUUGAGGCUUUUGUCAUCUUCUGUGGCCUUGGCAUCAACAACACGAUUAUGUACGAUCAAGUGAAGAAGUCCUGGGCCAAACAGUCUGUGGCUCUUGACGUGCUAUCAUACCAUGCGACAUGUUCAAAAGCUGAAGUUGACAAGUUCAAGGCCGCCAACAUCCCUCUGGUGUCAGAACUGGCCAUCGAUGACAUUCACUUUGAUGACUUUUCUCUUGACGUUGAUGCCAUGAUUACAGCUGCCCUCCGGAUGUUCAUGGAGCUGGGGAUGGUACAGAAAUUUAAAAUUGACUAUGAGACGCUGUGCAGGUGGCUUUUGACAGUGAGGAAAAAUUACCGAAUGGUUCUAUACCACAACUGGAGACACGCCUUCAACGUGUGCCAGCUGAUGUUUGCCAUGCUAACUACUGCUGGGUUUCAAGAGAUUCUGACCGAGGUGGAAAUUUUAGCGGUGAUUGUGGGAUGCCUGUGUCAUGACCUCGACCACAGGGGAACCAACAAUGCCUUCCAAGCUAAGAGCGGCUCUGCCCUGGCCCAGCUCUAUGGAACAUCUGCUACCUUAGAGCAUCACCAUUUUAACCACGCCGUGAUGAUCCUUCAAAGUGAGGGUCACAACAUAUUUGCGAAUCUGUCCUCAAAGGAAUAUAGUGACCUUAUGCAGCUUCUGAAGCAGUCAAUAUUGGCAACAGAUCUCACGCUGUACUUUGAGAGGAGAACUGAAUUCUUUGAACUUGUCAGUAAAGGAGAAUAUGAUUGGAACAUCAAAAACCACCGUGAUAUAUUUCGAUCAAUGUUAAUGACAGCCUGUGACCUUGGAGCCGUGACCAAGCCGUGGGAGAUCUCGAGACAGGUGGCUGAACUUGUAACCAGUGAGUUCUUUGAACAAGGAGAUCGGGAAAGAUCAGAACUCAAACUCACCCCUUCAGCUAUUUUUGAUCGGAACCGGAAAGAUGAGCUGCCUCGUUUGCAAUUGGAAUGGAUUGAUAGCAUCUGCAUGCCUUUGUAUCAGGCAUUGGUGAAGGUCAACGUGAAACUCAAGCCCAUGCUGGAUUCGGUGGCUGCGAACAGAAGUAAGUGGGAAGAACUGCACCAGAAAAGGCUGCAGGUAGCGGCUGCCCCCUCUACCCCUGCUGGCCGCACGGUGGCCACGGAAGACGACGGAAACUAA